Molecule: messenger RNA, 3529 nt
Organism: Pangasianodon hypophthalmus (striped catfish)
Lineage: Eukaryota; Metazoa; Chordata; Actinopteri; Siluriformes; Pangasiidae
Gene: pax3a
Product: paired box 3a
Exons: 9
Coding region: 362-1828 (488 amino acids)
Biological process (GO): regulation of transcription by RNA polymerase II; anatomical structure development
Molecular function (GO): DNA-binding transcription factor activity, RNA polymerase II-specific; RNA polymerase II cis-regulatory region sequence-specific DNA binding
Source: RefSeq, a predicted model, not a curated record
ACUCUACAACUGAUAAAAUGUUUCGCUUCCCAGCGCCGACUCAAUCCACACAACAAGUGCGUCCACACGGCUGCGCAGGGCAGAGCUGACUUUAUGACUUAGCUGAAGUUUAUUUCACGAGCAACAUCGUUUCCUCUGGUCUGGAUAGCACUCGCUAACUUCGAAGGACUUUCCUGAGUGGGUUUUCCCCACGAAGUUGGUUUUCUGAGGACGUAUUACGGUGACAUCUCGUCGGCCUCGUCAGAGAUAACGGGAAACACCGACACCUGACCUUCAACAGAUUCCGCCUGGAUCUCUAAAUCCGCCGUUCAUUGCACCGUUAAGUGGCCUCGUUAAGUGCCGUUCCUUAGGAAUUCGGGACAUGGCCGCCUUAGCAGGGGGCAUUCCCAGGAUGGUGCGCCCCACGCCACCCCAAAACUACCCGAGAGGGGGCUAUUCGCUCGAAGUUUCCACACCUUUAGGCCAGGGUCGAGUAAACCAGCUCGGCGGUGUGUUCAUUAACGGACGCCCGCUGCCCAACCACAUCCGCCAUAAGAUCGUAGAAAUGGCUCAUCACGGGAUCCGGCCGUGCGUCAUCUCGCGCCAGCUGCGCGUGUCACACGGCUGCGUGUCCAAAAUCCUGUGCAGGUAUCAGGAGACGGGAUCCAUCCGGCCUGGCGCGAUCGGAGGUAGCAAGCCGAAGCAGAACACCAGUCCCGACGUGGACAAGAAAAUCGAGGAGUACAAGAGAGAGAACCCGGGCAUGUUCAGCUGGGAGAUCCGAGACAAGCUGCUGAAAGACGGCAUCUGCGACAGAAACAACGUGCCCUCAGUCAGCUCGAUCAGUCGCACACUGCGCUGUAAGUUUGGCGGAAAUGGGGAGGAUGAGGAGGACGAUGAUGAAGUCGAAAAGAGGGAGCUGGAGGAAAACGAGAGACGCGCGAAACACAGCAUCGAUGGCAUUCUGGGAGACAGAUCGAGUCAUUCAGAUGAGGGCUCAGAUGUAGACUCAGAGCCAGGUCUGCCCCUUAAGAGAAAACAGCGUCGCAGUCGCACGACAUUCACUGCAGAGCAGCUUGAGGAGCUGGAGCGAGCUUUUGAGCGCACACACUACCCCGACAUCUACACACGCGAGGAGCUCGCCCAAAGAGCCAAACUUACUGAGGCGAGAGUACAGGUGUGGUUUAGCAACAGACGGGCUCGCUGGAGGAAGCAGGCAGGAGCCAAUCAGCUGAUGGCAUUCAAUCACCUGAUUCCUGGAGGAUUCCCACCAUCGGCCAUGUCAAGUCUACAGCCUUACCAGCUUCCAGAAAGUCCUUACUCUGCUUCCUCCAUCCCACAAGCAAUGUCAGAACAGGCCAGCACAGUGCACAGGCCCCAGCCUCUUCCACCGACUUCAGUGCACCAGAGCGGUCUGGCCACCGCCCCGGGAGCCCAAGACGCUACUUCAGCCUACUGUCUCUCUUCAGGCCGUCAUGGCUUCUCAGGCUACUCAGACAGCUUUGUGCCUGCACCGAGCCACUCUAACCCGGUCAACCCUGCUAUCAGCAACGGCCUCUCAACACAGGUGAUGGGACUGUUGAACCCGGGAGGCGUGCCUCACCAGCCGCAGGGAGACUUCUCUCUCUCUCCUCUCACUGGUCCUCUGGAGCCCAGUGCGGGCAUGGCUGCCAGCUGCCACUCAUCACAGAGACUGGAGUCUCUGUCUGGACUGGCCAGCAUGCCUUCUCUGCCCAGCUCACAGUCUUACUGCCCACCCAGCUACAGCUCGCCAGCCUACAGCGUUGACCACAUGGCACCAUACCAGUACAGCCAGUAUGGGCAAAGUAAGGUGCCUUUCAUUAUCUGAAGCCCAACAUCAGCUGAGCAGGAAGAAGUGAGCAGGAGAAAAGAGGGAAAGUUCCGGACGCUCUGAGAGAAACCACCUGCUCUUCAGCUCUUCUCCUUGACCUCCGACAUCCACUUCCAGAUCCAUGCCUACCCACAAUCCCCCCCUGGCAUCAGGACAGUUCCGAUCCAGCCGCACCACCCACCCAUGCUGGGUUGGUUCUCAUUCUGAGUGAUUCAGGUUUAGUGUGGAUAAUAAGGACCAAAGGCCCUCUGUGGUUAGUGCUCCAUUCCAUGUCUUCAAACGUCUCCCAGCACAAAGCUUACACGACCAUUCCAAAGAACGCCAUGUAAACAGUGAGGGAGACCGGGAGGUGGACAAGGAGUUUAAAAAAUUUGAGAAAUGAAAUUAAAGACUGUUAAAGACUGGAUAUUUAACCUGAAAUGACCAGCAGGGAAAUGUGUAGGGUCAGGCAGUUGAAAUGCCUUGAUCUUUUAGGCAAAACUUGUAACUUCACAUUACGUCAUCUUGAGAGCUUGUUGUCUGACUCGUGAUGUGUUUCGGGAAAUAAGGGCUCCUUUUUAUAUGGGGGGUGUAUCAUCUUCUAUUGGCUUCAUCAACAUUAUUUACAAGUGUGUGUGAGAGAGAGAGAGAAAUGGAAAGAGUGAUCUGGCUCCUAUGCCCUCAAGUGUCUGAUGGAAUUUUACUUAUGUCAGGAACAUCAGUGAAAGAAAGAUGUGUCACGCUCACCCAUGCAAUUACAGUAUAGUUAAAAAUAGACACUGAUACCUAAAAGCAACUAAAAUUCCAUUGUGCGAAGACAUAUUAAAAUAUUGCCAUAGGAGAAAGUAGGUGAGAGACGGAUAUAGUGUAUGAGAGAAAGAAAAGACUAAAGUAGCACAAACUGAAAUCCAAAGAAAGUGCAAUAUACACAAUUUAUACCUCAUACACCAAUCUCUUGAUUUAAUAAUUCACAUGUAGUUUGUGAAGGAGCAAUAGGGAGAACUUCCUAAUGAACAUUUUGAAACACUACAAAAAAAAUAGCACUCAGAAACAGUAGUUGUGGACCCUGAACUGGAAAAAUGUCUUUCCAUUCGACAGGACUCAGGUCUGCUAAAUCUUACUCUCCUAACACUUUUCAGAUUCCACAACCUGCCACAGUGUUCUGUAAUGUCUUUUAAAUGAUCAACACAUUCCUGCCAAUAUUAAGAUAUUUUAAUCUUAAAAUGUAAGGAAUAAUAAAACUGAGGCAAAAUAGUGGCAUAAAAGAGACUUUAUUUAAAAUGGGGACAGGUUGUAUGAUCAGGACCAAGUGAGAAAAUCUCAACUGAUAAGCAAAAUGCAGAAAAAGGUGUGUAUUGCUGCUUUAAAUAACAAUAAUCCUUCUUAUAUUUUAUAUUAGCUAAUUGGGGUAAACGAAACAAGACAAGACAGUUAAUUUGUUGUCUUACAUCAGACAUAUAAAUAUAAAUUUUCCCAUUUCUAAGUUGACCCAUCUUUACAUUACUGUCAAAGUGAGAAAAAAGUACUUUGUGCCUAUAACACAACGUCACCUGUUUUAAGUCUUAAAUUCCAUGCCGAAGGUUAUUUUUUACAUCUGCUUUUUAUACUUAUAUGAUUUUUUUUUCUUUACGACUGCAUUCAAUUGUUGUUGCAAAAUGUCUUGUGUUAAAUGCAGCACUAUUUACUAUUUAUAAGAAAAAAUAAAAAACUAAAAAAACA